Molecule: messenger RNA, 1585 nt
Organism: Scatophagus argus
Lineage: Eukaryota; Metazoa; Chordata; Actinopteri; Scatophagidae
Gene: pnp5a
Product: purine nucleoside phosphorylase 5a
Exons: 6
Coding region: 217-1098 (293 amino acids)
Biological process (GO): nucleoside metabolic process
Cellular component (GO): cytoplasm
Molecular function (GO): purine-nucleoside phosphorylase activity
Source: RefSeq, a predicted model, not a curated record
GCUCUUUCCCAAAGUGAGAAGAACUGAGGAGUUUGAUACCAGAACCAGAAGAACUCAAGAAAACUUUUUAAUCUCUUGUGUGUAAUAUUUUACCUUUUCAACAGCUGGGCUCUGAUUCAACGUUUUUCUUUUCUGCUUUGGGACUUGAUUUUUCUGCGCUGUAAAGAGCUUAUCUACUUUUUGUUACCGCGCCAGACACGCAUUUAAUCUUUCGCAAUGUUUCCAGAGGCAAACAAAAGCUACGGCUACGAGGACUGCAAGGCCACCGCUGAUUGGCUGCUGGCUCAGACAGACGUCCGACCCACAGUGGGCAUCGUGUGCGGCUCAGGGCUCGGAGGGCUGGCUGACAUGUUAAAGGACCAGGUGGCCUUCAACUACAAGGACAUCCCCAACUUUCCACAGAGCACCGUGCACGGACAUGCAGGGCGGCUGGUGUUUGGCACCUUAAAGGGAAGGCCAUGUGUUUGCAUGCAGGGGCGCUUCCACUUGUACGAGGGCUACCCAAUCCAGAAGAUUACGCUGCCCAUACGGAUCUUCAAGCUGCUCGGUGUGGAGACGGUGAUGCUGACCAACGCUGCCGGAGGUCUCAAUCAGGACUUUAAAGUGGGAGACAUCAUGAUCAUCAAAGACCACAUCAACAUGCCGGGCUUUGCUGGCAACAAUCCCCUGGCUGGACCCAACGAUGAGAGGUUUGGUGUGCGUUUCCCUUGUAUGUCUGACGCAUACGACAGAGAGCUGCAGCAGAUGGCCAUGGAUGUGGGACAGGAGCUCGGCUAUGGGGACUUCCUGAAGGAGGGUGUCUACUGCGUGCUCGGCGGACCCUCGUUCGAGACCAUUGCCGAGUCCCGUAUGCUUCACAGACUGGGCGCUGAUGCUGUUGGCAUGAGCACAGCCCACGAGGUGAUCAUCGCCCGUCACUGCGGCAUGCGUGUCUUCGCCCUCUCGCUGAUCACCAACCAGGCGGUGAUGGACUACGACAGCCAAGAGAAGGCCAAUCAUGAGGAGGUCCUUCAGAUGGGCAACCAGCGAGCGGAGCAGCUGGAGCGACUGGUUUCCACCAUGGUGACCAGGAUUGAGCACAACAAUAACUACGCCUAAGAGAUGCCACGCUCCGUCAGGGGCAAUCAUGCUAGUCAGAAGCUUUUCGCGUUGGCUAAAGGAGGUUAUGUUUCAUAUGAAGUGCCAUUGUGCUCCAAGAAAAUACCACUUAGCUUAUUAUUUAGGCAAGCAGUUGGGCCUGUUUUUAGAUUUAGGUCAAAAAAUGGUAGCCGCGUAAUCCUCCAAAGAUACACAAUGUUCAUGUCACUGUGUCUUACCUGACCAUCUUGCAUUCCUCCAUAUGAAGAACUUGCUUCUCAGUAUUUUUUGUAUCAUAUUAAACAAGGUGUAUUUGUUCUAACUUAAAAUAUAUAAUCAGCUUGUAUAAAUGUCUGCAAUUUAACUUAACAAUGAGAAAAAAUCUGCUGUAAAGAUCUUAAUAUUUUGAUGUGGUUGCAUUGUGUACAUUGGUGGACUGAAGGUAUUUUGUGCAUUUUUUUUUAAAUAAAUAUGAAUGUUGUUAUUAAAAUUGCUAUUUAUUACUAAA